AUGUGGAAGAUAACCAAACGAAAACAUAUAGAAAAUGAUGCAGGAAAACUAGAUGUUUUUUCUGCAUUAUGUGACAAGCAUCCUAAGCAUGCUAUAGAAAUGUUUUGUGUGGAUUGUGACAAAGUGUGUUGUCUAAUUUGCCAGGCAACAGAGCAUAAUAGUGGAGAUCAUAAGAAGAUACAGACAAUUGAAGUAGCAGCUACUAACUGCGUUGAAACUAAGGAGUUUGCAGAGUAUGAAGAAAAACUUUCUACUAUUCUUAGACGUGAAAAUGAAACAUUGUCAGAUAAUUACAAAAUGGAAACAAUAACAGCUCAUUUUAAACAAGAGGCAGAAUCUUUGAUUAAGACGUAUCAACAGGACUUGAUAAAUCUGAUUGAAAAACAUUACAAGCAAUUAUAUAAGAGGAUUCGGCUCAAGUACGAAAAGUCCAAGACCAGAUUACUAAAUGUGAAUGAGCAAUUGUUGAAGAAUAAGAAUAAAACUUCAGAAAUUCGUCAGGAAAUCGAUGAAAAAAGGAAGAGUGGACAGAACGUAGCAUUAUUUAUAGCUAUGAAAAAAUCACAAGAUAAUUUAAAACAAAUUGAAAAUCAGCUAGAAGAAAUUGAAAAACUGAAUUUUGUUGAAAGGUAA
Ruditapes philippinarum (Manila clam) is the source of this 633-nucleotide messenger RNA. Its product is annotated as B-box type zinc finger protein ncl-1-like. The transcript has a single exon. Lineage: Eukaryota; Metazoa; Mollusca; Bivalvia; Venerida; Veneridae. The record is from RefSeq and is a predicted model, not a curated record. Gene Ontology annotation, molecular function: zinc ion binding. The coding region runs from base 1 to 633 and encodes 210 amino acids.